AAAAAGACUACAACACGGAAGUAGUACUGUAGACGACUUUAUUUUCCAUUGCUUAUGUGGAGAAAAUAAGACCCACUGGCUGAGCAGAAUAGGCUGCACAACUAUAAUUCGACUAAACAUGUCUAAACUACAGUUGUUGCAUGUGUUUUUAAAUGAGCGUUUAACGGCGGCUGUUGUGGAGAUUGUCGGGGCAGUUGAGAAAACGGUGGCGGAGUACCAGGAGGAGAAUGAUCGGCUACGGAGAAUGCUGCGGAUCACACAGGAGAUAAAACUAUGUAAAAUAGGCUCCCUGCCUCUCUCUCUUGCUGUCGCUGAAGAGGAGGAUCCACCUGAGCAGCAGCACUGUGAGCAAGAGUGGAAUCCCAGUCUGGUGCAGGAGGACCCAAAGCCCACACAGAUUAUAGAGGAAGAGCCGAUUCAAGGGCUGGAGCCUGAUAUCAUAGAGUUCAAAUUCACUCCUUCCUGUGUGAAAAGUGAAUGUGAUCAGGAGGACCCACUUUGGUCCUUGACUCUUCCUAAAACCCAGAUUGUGGAGCACGUAGAUAUUGACUCUAAACGAGUGGAUCCUGAACCUUUUGCCACUGUGACCCACCUGAAGGGUUUCGACAUUUCCUGUGACCCUCCAGAUAAUCAAAACAAUGCCUCUAUCCACAGCUCAGCCAUAAGCAGCAACCCAGUAGGACUUGACAGCAGCCCACCAUUGGAUCCCAGCCCAACAUUGGCUCCGACCCCACCAAUGGGGAAACCCUGCAACUACCCCUUUUAUGGCAAGACAUUCAAACAAAAAGGAAAUCUGUCCAUGCACAUGCGUAUUCACACAGGAGAGAUGCCAUUUAGCUGUGGUGACUGUGGGAAGUGCUUCAUUCAGAAGGGUGACUUAAGAAGACAUAUACUGACUCACACAGGAGAGAAACCAUUUAGCUGUAAUUUUUGCAGUAAAAGUUUCAAUCAGAAGGGGGACCUAAGGAGGCAUAUACUGACUCACACAGGAGAGAAACCGUUUAGCUGUGGCGACUGUGGGAAAAGCUUCAGUCAGAAGGGGGACCUAAGGAGGCAUAUACUGACUCACACAGGAGAGAAACCAUUUAGCUGUGGUGACUGUGGGAAAAGCUUCCGUCUCAAGGGGAACCUAACCACUCAUACACUCACUCACAAAGGAGUGAAACAACAUGGCUGUGCAGUCUGUGGUUUAAGAUUCACUCACAAGGCUUAUCUGCUGAAGCAUGUGCAUAAAGUCCAUAAAGAAAGAAAACAGGAUGAAAACUGAAAGGAAAGAUAAUUAGGACAAAGACAUCUGUCAAGAUGGGAAUUAAAAAAAACAGGAUGUGUAUAACACUCCUAGGAAAGCAAAGCAACUCUGGAUCAUUCAUGGUCUGCGUUACAGAUAGAUAGAUGUGAGAUUCAUUUACUUUUGUAAAGCCUGUGUAAAUAAAGUUUGAUAUGAUUUGAAUGGUGAGGUAAUGAUCAAACAGUAGUACACUGUAUAAUGGGAAUCUUACAGAUCUGAGGGGUAUGCUAAUCAAAUCAAAUAUAUUUAGAAAGCUGUUUUAUCAGCAGAUGUCAAAGUGCUAUACAGAAACCCAGCCUAAAACCCCAAACAGCAAGCAACGCAGAUGUAGAAGCACGGUGGCUAGUAUACCCCUUUGCAGUACAAACAACAACAAAGUGGACACCCCGACGCUUUUUCGGUAAACAGCUGAGGGAGAAAGAAAUGUAAAAACACUCAAAUUCAGACAGGUCUACGGAUGGAAGGACUGGCCACUCAUGAGAUCAAAAUGAUAUUUUUAACCAUCUUUUGAGGCUAUAUAGUGUUUGUUUACAAUUACAUUGUUUGCAAAUAAUGGAGUAAAACAAGAUUUUAGGUUCUGAUGUUUUGUGAUCUGAUGAGGUGACUGUUGAACUGAGCUCAUGAGGCAUUUAUAAGUUAUAUACACUAUAUGACCAAAAGUAUGUGGACACCUGCUUGUUGAACAUCUCAUUCCAAAAUCAUGGUCAUUAAUAUGGAGUUGGUCCCCCCUUUGCUGCUAUAACAGCCUCCACUCCUCUGGAAAGGCUUUCCACUAGAUGUUGGAACAUUGCUGUGAGGACUUGCUUCCAUUCAGCCACAAGAGCAUUAGUGAGGUCGGGCACUGAUGUUGGGCGAUUAGGCCUGGGUCGCAGUCGGCACCCCAAUUCAUCCCAAAGGUGUUUGAUGAGGUUGAGGUCAGGGCUCUGCAGCCCAGUCAAAUUAUCCCACACCGAUCUCGACAAACCAUUUCUGUAUGGACCUCGCUUUGUGCAUGGGGGCAUUGUCAUACUGAAACAAGAAAGGGCCUUCCCCGAACUGUUGCCACGAAUCUGGAGGCACAGAAUCGUCUAGAAUAUAAUUUCAUUCUGUAACGUCAUGAUUUCCCUUCACUGGAACUAAGGGCCCCCUAGCCUGAACCAUGAAAAACAGCUCCAGACCAUUAUUCCUCCUCCGCCAAACUUUACAGUUGGCACUAUGCAUUGGGACAGCUAGCGUUCUCCUGGCAUCCGCCAAACCCAGAUUUGUCCGCCAGACUGCCAGAUGUGACGCAUGAAUCAUCACUCCAGAGAACACGUUUCCACUGCUCCAGAGUCCAAUGGCGGUGAGUUUCACACCACUCCAGCUGACGCUUGGCUUUUUUUGUUCAAGCCCUCAAGAACUGUUGUCUGCUGAAGGUGAUAAUCUGUUUGCAUCUGCCAAUUUAUUGGCUGUCCAGUAUCCAGACGACCUGUCCCCGGAGCUUCAUAUACACCUAAUCUCUUUCCAGAACGUAUUGAGACCAGCAAUUAAGGAGGAUGAGUGGCUCAAUUAAAGAUGUUACAGAACUGCUGUAACUCCCUUCUGCACAGUUUCCCUGAUGUUGCUACCACUAUCAAGCUGUUUUUCAGUGGUGGAAAAAGUACUCAGUCAUACUUGAGGAAAAGUGAAAGUCACCUAGUAAAAUACUACUUCAGUAAAAGUCUAAAAGUAUUUGGUUUUAAAUAUACUUAAGGAUCAAAUGUAAAUGGAUUUGUUGAAAUGUACUUAAGUACCAAAAGUAAAAACCAUUUGAAAUUCCUUAUAUUAAGCAAACCAGAGGGCACAAUUUAUUUGACUUUUUAAUUUUUAUUGAAAGACAGCCAGAGGCACACUCCCAACACAUUUAUAAACGAAACAUUUGUGUUUAGUGAGUCCGCCAGAUUAGAGGCAGUAGGGUUGACCAGGGAUGUUCUCUUUAUAAGUGUGAAUUGGACUAUUUUCCAGACAAAAUGUAGGAGUAGGUGUCAUGGAAAAUGUAUGGAGUAAACAGUACAUUCUUUUCUUUAGGAAUGUAGUGAAGUAAAAGUUGGCAAAAAAAUAAUAGUUAAGUAAAGUACAGAUACCCCAAAAAACAUCUUAAGUAAAAAUAAUUUAAAGUACUACUUAAGUACUGCUGUUUUUACCAUCCCUGUAACUGUCGCUUCUGCCGUAAGAUCGUUUUCUCAACUAAAACUCAUAGAGAACUACCUAAAAAGCAUUAGGCUCUCGGCCUGAUAUGCGUUUUUGAACACCUGAGUACAGUAGUCCGGUCUCGAGAUCACAUAUGUCUCUGUCGGAUACAUUUGUACUCGGUCGGGCAGUGAGGACUCGUCAUUUCUUCCCGAGACCAGGGAAGUAAAAAGACUCAGAAUUAUCAGAUUCCAUUCAGUCAGCGCAUAAAACUAAUUAAUCAGGCCAAAUAUAUACACUCCUUUCUUGAAACAUUAAUACAGCAUCUUAACAGCCUUAUUAUCUAUUAUAGACAUGUUUGCGCAGUGGCGAACCUAUAGGCCUUCCGUGUGUGACAUGUUCGUGAUUAUGAAAGGACAGCAACCGUAAUACCUGCGCACUCUUGUAGGAGAGUGCGCUUUUUAUAAAACACAAAGGGCCAGUGGUGUAGUGGAGGGUAAACGCAAGAAUAAGCCGUAUACCCACUUUCUUUCAGUGGGCAUUGCGUAUAGAUAUACUUACUUCUUAAUCCCUACCGAUGGGUAUUAAAGUCGUGUAGUGGAACUAUACGAUUUAUCAUGAAUGUAGUACAAUAAAGAAAUCAUGCACAAAAGUAACGAUUGUGUAGGCUCCUUUCUGCGUGCUGUACACAGCGGAAUAUCAUCUGCAGGCAGCAAGAGUGCAGGUCUCAACUGGUUUGGGCAUUGAGCAGCUCACAGAAGAAUGAUGUUAACUGGUAGGGUAGGAAAUAAGUUUCAAUUGAUGUUAUCUACCAGUAAAUGCUAACUAAGGUAACAAUUGGUAUGCAAACCAGGUAUUGAUAAAGUUUAGUCCGAAGUGUUGAUUAGUAGGCUAUUUGUGAUGAGUUGUUUGCAUCUGGGGAGUAGACAUGGAUGGGCCUGGGUGAACAGAGGCCCAUCCACUGGAGAGCCAGGCCCUGACAGGCCCACCCUAUCAGAUUGAUGUGGUUUAUGCAUUGUUGUGGACUUAGACCACAUUUUUGUAUUUUUCCAUAAUAAAAAAAAGGGUGAUUUUGA
Messenger RNA from Oncorhynchus kisutch (coho salmon), 4491 nucleotides. RefSeq names its product zinc finger protein 80-like. The record is from RefSeq and is a predicted model, not a curated record. The transcript has 2 exons. Bases 119 to 1267 code for a protein of 382 amino acids. Gene Ontology annotation, biological process: regulation of transcription by RNA polymerase II. Lineage: Eukaryota; Metazoa; Chordata; Actinopteri; Salmoniformes; Salmonidae. Gene Ontology annotation, molecular function: DNA-binding transcription factor activity, RNA polymerase II-specific; RNA polymerase II cis-regulatory region sequence-specific DNA binding.